GGUGUUGACCAACACUGUCAUCAGCAUGAACCAAAGUGUUACACAUUAACAGCAAACAGAUUAUCACAGCUGUAUGUCUACCAUUGGGCCUGCCAAACAUCCUCAUGAAACUGAAUGUAUCAAAAUGCCAGCACUGGACACAUGUUGCUAGGCAACGUACCAAACAACUCUGGCUAGAACUUCAAAUUGGAGACGGGCUGGUCAGGUCUCCUGAAUUGGAUUUGAAACUGGGGAAAAAAGUUAUAUAAUUUAUCCAAAACCUAAACAACAAUGGCGCUCCCGAUGGUACCUGGGAAUUCUCCUAAUAAAAACUUGGGAAAAGACAAAUUCCACAAGUCCCAACAUUUUGACUAUUCCAAUGGGGUCGCUAUGAUGGUGGGGUCUGAGAAACCAGGCAUUGGAGGGGAACCACUUCUGGGUCAGAAGACUUGGCCAAAGUACUCUGUGUUCCCCAAAGGAGAAGGCAGUGACAUGCCAUCGUGGGUGGCCUUUGACAAGCAGGUGCUUUGCUUCAAUGCCUACUUUGAGGAAACAGUGACCCAGAAGCAGGAGGAGAAGUACAGGGUGCGGAGGUGUAAGAUCUACUUCUACCUGGAGGACGACACCAUACAGGUGGUAGAACCAGAGUUCAAGAACAGUGGCAUCCCUCAAGGGACGUUGAUUCGCCGUCACCGAAUUCCACUUCCACCGCCGAAUGACAACCAGUUCUACACAGUGCACCAUUUCAACACCAACCAGCAGAUGACACUGUACUCGCGCACCUUCAUGAUCACAGACUGUGACCCUUUCACCAAGAACUUCCUGAGGAAGCUAGGGGUCCGCAUCAAUGGCCCCGGCUCUGCCCCUGAAGACCCCUACAGCAACCUCCGGCAACAGAUGGAGGAGAAUAUGAAGCCACUGAGGCCCUACGAGAGGCAAGACACGCUCAAGCAGUUCCUGGAUCAUGACCGGAACGUUCUGAGGUUCUACUGCCACUGGGACGACUCGGAGAACAUGUUUGGUGACCCGCGGGAGCUCACGCUGCACUACUUCCUGGCCGAUGACACCAUCGAGAUCCGCGAGGUCAUCUACCCCAACUCUGGACGAGACGCUGCGCCCAAGUUCCUUCACAGGAGCAAACUACCCAAGCAUGGUCCUGUGGCCAAGCGGCAGCCCGGAGAGAUCACAGACCGCACGGUGCUCAACGUGUUUGGGCCCAUGGGCCAAGGAGGACGCUACAUCCUAGACAGCCUCAGAACUGGUGCAGUUCAGGAUGAGUUCUAUAAGGACAGUGACCUGAUUCUGGGUGGGGUAGUGAAUGUGUGGGGAAGGAGGGUAGUCAUCUGUGACUGUGACAACUUCACCAAAGAGCACUAUCGCUCCAAGUACGGCAUUGAGGACUUUGCCCCCAUCCAGUACAAGGCGCCCCCUGCCCCCAAGCCCCCCCGGCCAGUGCCCCCCUACAACGGUUUUGGCUCUGAGGAGGACUCCCUGUGCUCCUGCCAGGGCCUGCUGCCCAAGCCUCCUCAGAAAGACCUGCGCAAAUUCGUGGACAGGGAGGGGCUGGAGAGCAACGUGCUGAGGUUUCUGGGGAAGAUGGCGACGGACGACCCCGUCAACCGUGACCGGGUGUUCAUCAUUUCCUUCUACCUCGGUGAUGACACCAUCUCCGUGUUUGAGCCCCCGCAGAGGAACUCAGGUGUGCUGGGCGGUAAGUUCCUGGAACGCGGUCGCAUCAAGAAACCGGGCCAGGAGCUUUUCAAGAGUGAGAUGUCGCAAUACUUCUGCGCCCGGGACCUGUUUGUUGGAGCUAGGCUCGCCCUCAACAACCAGGCCUUCCAGCUGGUGGAUGCAGACGAUUACGCCUUCAACUACAUGGAGCAGCAUGCUGAGGAGUUCCCCAUGGCUAAUGUAGGCACCAUCAUCAGUAAGCUUCGCUCCGUCUCAGAGGAGAAGAUGAGAGAGAUCAAACGGUUCCUGGCCCUCAGCGACCCUGGCAGCACGGGCCUCAUCCCCUACGAGGCCUUCAGGGGUCUGCUGGUGGGGAUGAAUUGGGGCCUGUCGGAGCACGAGGUGAUGAUGCUGGGCCGGUGUUUCUCGGCGCCGGAGCAGCCCGCUGACGACCUGGGCCAGAUGCUGGCUGUGGCUCAGGACCAACUCAGGAAGAAACACUUUGAGAGCUUCGCUGACAUGGCCCGGGCCUUCACGCACGAGGACCGACACAAGCUCGGCCGUCUGUCCACCAAGGAGACCAGGACGGUGUGCAAGGCCUUCCAUCUGCCCCUGGCUGACGACCUGCUCCUGGCCCUGUUCAACAAGUUUGAGACAGGGGAUGAGAUCGACUACCAUGCCUUCCUCGCUGGCAUCAACUGGAGGGAGAACCCUGCCCCUCCGAUCCUGCCCGAUGAUGCCCUGAAGCUUUUUUCCGCCUCGCGGGGCCCUAAGAUUGUCAGCCAUUCUCUGGUCCGCUACCUUGCCUUCCUCGACAAGCUCUGUGGAAGCCCUGAAGAAGAGUGAACACUUCCAAUGUCUCUUUGGCUCACCUCCAGUAUUCUGCUGUGUCAUAUUGAUGACAUCACAAGACCCUCCAGAUUCUUUUGCUUUAAGCCUCCUUUCUAAGGGCUUUUAAUCUUUUUUCGCCCUUGCUCUUCCAUUGGCUGUAUGCGUGACUGAAGGCCAACCUCAGAAACAUGACAGAUAGCCAGAAACCUAACAUACCUGCGGAAGUAAACAGUGUUAUCCUUCUCCUACUCUCCUAUGAGGACAUUAUGUGUCCUGUCACCUACAAAACUCGAGGUGUACUUAAACACCAAACACAGGAGCAGAAGAUAGACAGGUGUAGUCAGUGAGACGCCGUAGAGAGCUGCUGAGACAAAGCUGUGCUGCUGUUGUGUCCAGUUUGACGCAGACUGGAGCGGGGAGGCCCGGGGCCCAGCAGUGAGGAACGUCAAGUACUCAGUCCUUCUGGAGAAGGUUCUAGACAGUGUGAAGAACCCCACGGACGCAACAUUGUGACCCAGCACAGAGAGAUGACCUGUCCUGGCACCGUCCUGCUAGCCUUGAUGCCUUCAACUCAUUGGACAACUCAAUUGGACAUUCUACUGAGGCUCUCUGCCUCUCGUUAUUUUAUCCUGAAUUAAAGAAUGUAGAUAGCAUUUGCAACCAAACAUCUGUGUUUUGAUUAUGUUUUGUGUGGAAAGUAUGUGUUUACUUAGUGGCUUACACAUCAAAUAAGAUACUUAACUAUGGUAUGUGAAAGGCUGGAAGGCAGGGUGGGAACGCGUGUGUGUGUGUAUGUUUGUGUGUGUGUGUGUAUUUGUUUAAUUGUUUUUGUGGGGCCCAGAAAACCCCCUAGGAAUAGGAAACGAAGGAAGAUUACGGGACAUUUUCUCUGUCCUUGGCGUUAUUUCUAGGGGGUGCAGUAGGAAUUAGGUUCAGGUUAGGUUUUUGUGUUAAGAUUCAUGUUAAAGGUUAGGGGGAAGGUUUGGGUCGGGGGUUAGUGAAAACAGGACCUGAAUUGUUAAUCCCACAAGACUAGGUAAAUAAACCUGUGUGUGUCUGCUAAGGUACAGUACAUGUGUGUACAAUAUGUCAAAUUAGUGAGAAAGCCAUAGAGACACUGUAAAAGAUACGGGGCAUUAAACCAGAACCAUAUUUCAGCCACGGGCUGACAAACACACGCACACGUUAAGAUUACCAAGUAUCCGCCUACACAGAGCUGAG
Hypomesus transpacificus is the source of this 3702-nucleotide messenger RNA. It is a transcript of the gene efhc2, whose product is annotated as EF-hand domain (C-terminal) containing 2. The record is from RefSeq and is a predicted model, not a curated record. Gene Ontology annotation, cellular component: microtubule. The transcript is spliced from 16 exons. Bases 271 to 2496 code for a protein of 741 amino acids. Lineage: Eukaryota; Metazoa; Chordata; Actinopteri; Osmeriformes; Osmeridae. Gene Ontology annotation, biological process: regulation of neuron projection development.